AUGCAGGUGGACAGCACUGAUUUUAUGCAGAGCGAUCUUCAGUGUGGGGGAAAGAUGCCACUACAUAUUCUGACCAUGCAUGAAGAUUUUUCCCCAGAAAAUUGUGAGUAUCUAAAUCAAAUGGCAACAAUGCUCAUCGAACAAGGUCAUGCUGAUGUAAAUGCAUUGUUUCAUGAUCAUACUCCUCUAUCAUGGUGUAUUGUUAGAGGAAAUACAGAACUUCUUAGAAGUUUGUUGGAGACAAACAGAGUGGAUCCAAACAAAAUUAUAUCAGAAGAAAUAGGAGUACCUCUUACUGUUGUUUUGUCAGAGAAAUUAACAGCACAUAUUGAUGUAGAUACCAGGCUGAAAAUGCUAUGGCAUAACUAUUGUGCAAUAUUCUAUAUAUCUUUGACAAGUAAUGAGUUACCUAUCCUUCCACAAACUGAAGCCAAUGGCAAGCACAGGCACUCACUUGUUCAGUGUGCAGCACAGCAUACAAUAAUGACAUCUGGUCCUUUGAACUGUGCAAAUAGCAAGCUUCCCUCUGCAACUUCCUCUGUUCUUGCUCAAAACUUCAAAAGCAAACUAUAUGAGAAGUUUCCCAAUCCUGUUAAAAUUCUGAUGAUAAAAUCCUUUGAUGGUGAAAAAUAG
This is a messenger RNA of Schistocerca americana (American grasshopper), 633 nucleotides long. RefSeq lists its product as uncharacterized. The record is from RefSeq and is a predicted model, not a curated record. The transcript is spliced from 5 exons. The coding region runs from base 1 to 633 and encodes 210 amino acids. Lineage: Eukaryota; Metazoa; Arthropoda; Insecta; Orthoptera; Acrididae.